AUGCCUAUCUGUCAGCGAAAACGUUUUGUACGUCUUGGCGCGAAAAAACCAUGUGACCGUUUUCAAACUUCCUAUGAACGUUCAUAUUAUUAUCAAUAUCAAAUUCCGUGGUCGUUACAAAAACAACAACAAUAUGAUUUACGAUUAAAAACUGAUUUAAAUGCUAAAUCAAAAAAUGCAGUGGCACCUUUCGAGCAUUAUGUGUCAUCUUACAAUAAAGAUUACAAAUUGAAAUUUAUCGAAGACCGAUCUGAAACUUAUCGAAAAUCGUCAGUAGCGGCGAGACCAACGUUGAAGAAUUUAUGUGAGAAAUUUAUCAAAGAUCCAGUACGACCAUUAAUCCAUUCAACGACCAGCGGGUCGACUUACGUAAGAAGAAAAAUUCCAUUCGAGUCAUUGUCAUUAUCUCAGACCAGUCCUGCGGAUGAUGCAACUUGUCCAAUAGUAAACACAGGCAAACAUGAAUUUCCUACAAUUCCUACGAACGAACUUAGCUUUUAUAAACAUUUAGAUCCAUUGGUAAGCACCACUCAUAUGACACAUAUCAAUUUUAUAUCAAAUGAAAAAAGAAGUAAUGUUGUUGAGAAAAAUAUUGAAAAACGUUCUAAAUGUCAUCAUUUCCUUCCAAAAACUAUUCCUACGAAAGGUCCUUUACACUUUCCACGUUGCACUAAUAAUCCUCCUUUGAUUUAUCGGAAAAGAUUAAACGUAAUACCUUAUAAAGCAUAUACGACCACGUACAACGCGCAUUAUGAUUAUGUAUUAACGAAUUUAAAACCUUGGCACACGGUCACAAAAUUUCCAACUGUUUUCAAAUUGUCCCGGAAUGAUGUUUAUAAGACUCCUUCGAUGUAUCGUACCGAGCAAUGUCACGUGGGCACUGGCUGGCCAAUUAGAGCAGCCAUAAAUCUCGGACCAAUUAAAUUGAUUCCACGAUAGACCGCGCAUGCGUAGAAUUUCACUAAUGAUUUUAAUUAUCACGAUACAUGCUCUUAGAAAGAUGGAAACUUUUAUAUAUAUAUAUAUAUAUAUUUUCUUUUUUACAAUAUUGAUAAAACAAAAUAAAUUUUUGUUUUAAAUAUUGCUGUUCGCCUUUCUUCAAAUUAUUUUCUUUUUAUACGAAAUUUUUAUACGAAUCUAAAAUGUAUGGAAUUGUUAAUAAAAAUUACACUAAUCUGACAUUGUCUUCGAAUAUUAAUAUCGAGUUUUCGAAUUGUUGCAAAUUAACCUUUCAUAUUUUUAAAUUGAUAUAUUAAAAGGCAAAAGAUAUUUUUACACAUGAAUACAGAUUAAUGAAAAGAAAAAAAAAAAAAAAAAAAAAUAAACCAGAGAGAAAGAAAUAAAUAAA
Molecule: messenger RNA, 1348 nt
Organism: Vespa crabro (European hornet)
Lineage: Eukaryota; Metazoa; Arthropoda; Insecta; Hymenoptera; Vespidae
Exons: 2
Coding region: 1-939 (312 amino acids)
Source: RefSeq, a predicted model, not a curated record